AUGGCGGACUACGAAGCUUCGUUCGAGGCCACUGCGCCCCCAGCGCGGCGUCGACCUUCGCGUGUCAAAAGCGCCGACGAUGCUGCACACUCCGCACCACCCUCCUCGACAGGUACAGACGACAGCGGCUCCAAACUAUCCAAGACAAGUCGGCCAACUCUGAAGAAGACAUGCAAGAAUCAUGCAUCCGCAGCACCGGCGCCCAUCUACGAGGAAGAGAGUGCGCACUGGGAAGACGAUACUGUAGGCCACAUGCCGAAUCUAGGGCAGAUACCGGAAGGGCACGAAGACACAAGGGACAGGAGUAGGGACUCUGCCGUCAGCUCGGCUGUUGAGCCUCACGCUCGUCGCCGCCGGCAUUCUGAGGAUAGUAGCUCUAGUCGGCUGCGGGUGCGUCCAAAACAUGGGUCCUUGCAGCGACGCGCCGGAAGCCUUGCCAAACACUCCAACCCUUCUUUAGCCUCAGUGCUUUCUGGCCUGACUCAGCCCAGCACAGCAAGCGAAAGCAACACAACUAUUACCGAGAAAUCUCACCGUCAUGAACGGCGUCGCAAGGAAAAGUCGUCAAAGGGUAGCAAAGCGCAGCGUAGGAAGCGUGCUGAGGCACCCUCAGUUGCUGAUACAGAAGCUACGCAAUCUGAUGUCUUUCAAUUCCUGAGUCAGGAUGCGGGGGGACAGGAUUCACAACUCGAUGCGCAGAGUGUCCUGCAGGCUUCUUCUCCAUCGGUUACCUCGUCAGCAGAUUCGCGUGACAAGGACAGCAAGUCCUCAGAUGCUAGCGAGGGUGCUCAUGACACCCCCAGGACAUCACCGACCUCAACGCGAAGAUCGUACAGUCAGGGAGCUCCCUACUACGGUCACUAUCAACAACCAUCGGGAAAGCCGUUGUAUCAGAGUAGCUUUGUUCACGGUCCCGGAGACGAGGAAGCAGAAGAUAGCGAAGUGUACAGCGACGAGGAGAGUACAUACGACGCCAGCCACAUGCCACACCCAUCUCAGCCAGCUCCACACUGGAACUACCCCCCAAACUCCCAGCCCGGCAAUGCACAUGCAACUCAUCUUAGACAACAGCAACACCGGUUUGCUGGUCACGUGCUUCAAAGCCCUCAGCCGCACCACAAUGUUCCUUAUGCCGGUGUCUUGUCCCCCAACGUCCAACCCGCUGUACCUUUUCACGACCCACGAAUGUACUCGGGCGCAUCGCCGACAGACUUUAGUGCGACAGCGAGCCAAGCUUCAGCAUGGCCUCCCAUGGCGUCUUAUCCACCACCUUUGGCCAUAGGCUACUCGCCAGAGUCUGUUGCUGCCUAUCCACAUCACUCACCCGUAGCAAGCCACAACGUGCCCAUGACUGUGCAAUCGCCCAUGGUUGCACACGCAGAUGCAUCGCAUCACUUGGCCAUGGUCCCUCAACCUCACUCGCAACGGCAAGGAAGCGUCGCUGACGAUACGGUGAUUGGCUACGAGCUCCUGGCUUACAAGUUGAGUGAACUCAAGAAGGAGGGCCGCAGCAACCAAGAAGAUACCGUGGUGCCUGCGUAUCGUAAGUUUGAGCAGUUGAACCACCGCGUUCUCCUGCAUCUGCAGGAUGAAAUCAGCGAGUUGGAGGAAGAACUACGCCUUCUAGACCAUGAUAUUGCCCAAGCCUCUCCAGGCGGCCAAACAGGGCAUCACCACCCUGCAUCCAGACGAGGAGAUAGUCUGCAUGGAAACGACGUGCAUCGCCGAAGGAUCGAUGUACUGGGUCGAGUCUAUCAGAAGCUGGAACAAUACAACCGGGCCCUGUCUGCGUUUAAUGAUGUCAAGAGCCUUCCCUCUGCUAGUCGUUCAGAUGUGGAUAGAUACCGAGCGUGGAUGAAGCAGCGCAAUCCUAUCCACGAAGCAGAAAGUCGUUUCCUCGAGCGCCAGACCGACUUGGUCGCGUUUUCGCCGAGAAGGGAGGCGAGUAUUGGGCAUGGCGCGGGGACAAGCCAGCAUGCCGCCAUGUGGCUUCCGCUGUUGCCGUUUGUGGCCUUUUCGGUUGUCCCCAGCUUGCUUGGACGCAUCAUCGUAAUUGCGCUUAUCAGUGCCGCGGGGCUAAAGAGGGUCACGUCGACGCCAGAGUUGACGGCCAUUCUGACCAUUCGGGAAUGGAUGUAUGCGACAUGGAUCUAUUUCGGAUCGAUGUCUGUUCUCGCGCUGCUUGUGCGCUGA
Ascochyta rabiei is the source of this 2193-nucleotide messenger RNA. RefSeq lists its product as uncharacterized. The record is from RefSeq and is a predicted model, not a curated record. Bases 1 to 2193 code for a protein of 730 amino acids. The transcript is spliced from 4 exons. Lineage: Eukaryota; Fungi; Ascomycota; Dothideomycetes; Pleosporales; Didymellaceae.